Messenger RNA from Medicago truncatula (barrel medic), 1825 nucleotides. Its product is annotated as O-acyltransferase WSD1. The record is from RefSeq and is a predicted model, not a curated record. The transcript has 5 exons. NCBI's taxonomy places the organism in Eukaryota, Viridiplantae, Streptophyta, Magnoliopsida, Fabales, Fabaceae. Gene Ontology annotation, molecular function: diacylglycerol O-acyltransferase activity. Gene Ontology annotation, cellular component: plasma membrane. Gene Ontology annotation, biological process: triglyceride biosynthetic process. The coding region runs from base 85 to 1482 and encodes 465 amino acids.
AUAAGUACAAGAGACAAGUUUCAAUCUUUAUACAUUCAAAAGUUAAUUAGUCUCUACUUUGUAAUAGGGUGCAUAGUGCAUAUAAUGGACAACUUUGAAUAUGUAACCGAGCCAGUAAGUCCAAGUGGACAAUACUUCAACACACCACCCCUAUGUUCAUAUGUUUUCGGAUUUUUGGAAUCACAAAUUCCAAUUGAUGAUUCUCAAACUAUGUAUUUGUUCCAACAUGUCUUCUUACCUAUCAAUCCACGUUUCUCCUCCAUAAUGGUGAGAGACAAAGAUGGCAAAAUGAAAUGGAAAAAGGUAGAGGUGAAGCCUGAAGAUCAUAUGCACGUUCCAAUAUUCCCUAAAAGUGAAUCAAUUGAAUUGUAUGAUCAAUAUUUUGAUGAUUAUGUGUCAAAGAUUAUGAUGGAAAGAACACCACAAGACAAACCCCUUUGGGAAAUCCAUUUGAUUAAAUAUCCAACAAGUAAUGCUGAAGGAACUUUGAUAUUCAAACUUCACCAUGCACUUGGUGAUGGUUACUCUCUCAUGGGUGCUCUUCUUUCUUGUCUACAAAGAGCUGAUGACCCUUCUCUUCCUUUGUCUUUUCCUUCACGCAAACCAUCACAAUUGUUAUCUCCCAAGAAAGGUUUUUUCAAGUGGUUUCCUUCAACCAUAUUCUCCUUUUUCAAUUCCUUCUCUGAUUUUGGAUGGAGCAUAGCCAAAAGCUCAAUGCUUAAAGAUGACAAAACACCUAUAUGGAAUGGUGAGGAAGGAGUUGAGUCUCAACCUUGUGUACUAUCAAACCUAUCAUUCUCUCUUGAUGAAAUCAAAACAAUUAAGUCUAAGCUUGGAGUGACAAUAAAUGAUGUGAUUACUGGUGUCAUUUUCUAUGGAAUUAGGCUAUACAUGCAAGAAAUGGACAAAAAGGCAAGAACAUCAAAUUCCACAGGAUUGGUAUUGCUUAGUACUAGGAAUGUUGGAAGUUACCAAUCAAUUCAAGAUAUGACAAAGGCAGAUUCAAAAUCUCCUUGGGGGAACCAUAUUUCUUUCUUACAUGUAUCAAUCCCCAAGUUAAGCAAGGCCAGUCUAUCUAACCCCUUGGAGUUUAUUUGGAAAGCACAAAAAAUAAUCAAGAGGAAGAGAAAUACUUUUACUGUUUUUCUUAUUGAAUGGCUCUUAGAUAUGGAGCUGAAAUUAAGAGGACAUGAGGCAGUUGCUAAACAUAUCUAUGAUACCUUGAGAAAUUCAAGUGUUGUCAUAUCCAAUUUGAUUGGGCCAGUGGAACCUAUGGCUUUGGCAAACCAUCCUGUGAAAGGCUUGUACUUUACAAUGACAGGUGGACCUGAGAGUAUAAAUAUUGCAGUUAUGAGCUAUACAAGAAUAUUAAGAAUUACUUUGAAAACACAGAAAGGUUUUAUUGAUGAGCAAAAGUUUAAGUUUUGCAUGGUAAGAGCCUUUGAGGUCAUAUCCAAGGCAUCAAUGGAGAUUCCCAGCUAAAACAAAGAUUAAUUAAACCAUCUAUAAAUAGAGGGCCAAGGGAGGCUUAGUUUGAAGAUAAGUUCUAUUAUUUGUCAAGACUAUUUUCAACAAUAAGUUAGAAACCUAAAUGCUAUUCUAAUUUAUAAUAACUCUAUCUAUGUUUUAUGUGACAUAGGUUCUAGGCCAUAUGCUUGCCCUAAUGAGCUACAGAAUCCAACCCAUCUAAUUAUUUAUUCAACAUAAAAGUUUAAAUAUAUUUAUAGUACUUGUAAAGUGUCAUAAUUUCAUUUUUCGCCCAUAUUGUAAAUUGUUUUGCAAACUUUUAGACACUAUAAAUAUAAGAAUUAUAUUUUUUAUUCUU